Scatophagus argus is the source of this 3170-nucleotide messenger RNA. Its product is annotated as protein limb expression 1-like. Lineage: Eukaryota; Metazoa; Chordata; Actinopteri; Scatophagidae. Gene Ontology annotation, biological process: autophagosome maturation. The record is from RefSeq and is a predicted model, not a curated record. Bases 1005 to 2087 code for a protein of 360 amino acids. The transcript has 7 exons. Gene Ontology annotation, cellular component: cytoplasm.
CACAUUCAUUUAAUACAUACUCUCAUGUCAGCCUACACAAAGGCUAUUAAAUAAGUAACCUAAUGAGUAAUUUUUUUUGUUCUAGCUUCAAGUUCAUUGUAGGUGUGGGUAUGUUGGUUCAGAGUGAAUAAUGUGGGUUUUUAAGUCUCAAACAGAAUGCAAGUUCGUGGAGAGCUUUAAUAUAUGCAACACUUGUGGUUCAAAGGUCUCCAACUAUUAUGCUAAUUAGAAUAGACUGCUACUUCCAUCCUCCUGGCAACCAAUCAAAAAAAGUAGAGACUGACUCAAGCAUGUGGGAAUAUACAUGCUUUAGAAUACAUCGAUACAUUCAGCAUUGAAAAGGUACCGAAUGUAAAACCCUUCUAUGUCACACUGACACGACUCGAUACGGAGAGAGCGGGAGGACUUGGGAGCUAAGAAACCAUUUCUUUCUCAGAAUUUGGUUCAUUUAUGUGUAAGAGGCUUUCAGCGAGCGGGUGAAUUCAGACUUGAACAAUGGCCAUUCAUAUUGAAGUGGGUGAAUGGAGCUCAGACCCUGAGCUCUGUGGCCUCAACUUAGUGUGUCAAGUCAAAAGUGUCCCACCCCCACUCAUUUUAGACCCUGCAUGGUGGGAAGGACUGUCCCUAAGAUGCUGAAUACUGAGGGUACUUAAUAUAACAAGAAAGAUUAAGUAAUAUACCAGAACUUCUUUUCAAUUUAUUCCUGUUCCUCCGCGAUGGUGCCAUCUGUGGUUUAACCUGCCAACCUUGUGCAGGACUAACUGUCCGUCUCUGUUCAGGGAUUAACCAGCUGCACAGCCCGAGGGGAGGGGCUCGACAUUCCAGCUCUGCACCUCUGUGUGUGUGCGUGUGUGUAGAAAGAGUGAGGGGCCCUUUGAGCUAAUUGGCAGCAAGGGUGACAAAGGUGGUCCACUUCAAAAGAGAAACCCUGGUGAGAUGUUCGCACAGAGGAGGAGGAGGAGGAGGGCAGAAAGGGACUUUACGAGUCCAUGAGUGCCGUUUAGAUGGACCAUUUUGAGGAGAAAAGUGGACGUAAACAGUGGAUGAAGAUGGAGGACAGCAUCAUGUCAUACCUGUCACAGAGUGAGACAGACACCAGUCCAAAAGACUUAAAUGUAGUGGCCAUGCUCCAUAACUUCUGGGAGCAGAAGCAGAUGAGCCAAUCAAAUGGCUCCUCCAGUGAGUCUGAUGGGGAUGCAGACGUCCAGAAAAAGAGCUUGCUGCUAUAUGAAUCUGCUCCUUCCCCUGGUCCCCCAUACGUCUGCUAUGUCACCCUGCCUGGAGGAAGCUGCUUUGGCAACUAUAAGGUGUGCAACAGCCAGGCAGAGGCUCGGAGGGAUGCAGCUCGCGUGGCUCUGAUGAACUCCCUUGUGAAUGAGUUGCCGUGUCGGCGCAUCAGCCCUCAGUUCAUCACUCAGAGUUUGCAGCAGGCAGCCACAAACAGUGCUGUCUCUAUUGAAGACGCAUGUGAUUCAAGCACCAGUAUAGGAACCUAUAGUUUGCUUCUCCACUCCUACAUAGGAAAGACCAUGCUGGAGUUCCAGGAGAUGAUGACAGUUUUUCAGUUGUUACACUGGAACGGGACGCUGAAGGUUCUGAGGGAAAGACGGUGUUCUCGACAGAGUGUGAUCACCUAUUAUUCUCAGCGAGGACUUGAUGAGUACAUGCGCAGCAGCUUGGCUCUGGAUUGGCUUGGACGAGAGCAGAGGUCAUCUGGGCGACUGGGGGAGGAGCUGCAGGUAGCGCAGAGGGAGCUGGUGUUGACCCGGCGUCGAGGCAUAGAGUUGCGCUUCUACAAGGAAAAGAUGGAGAUCCUCAGCUUGGCUCUGAGUCAAACUUAUGUUCACCACACACCUGAGACACUCAGCCAGGAGCCAAGUCACACAUGCGAGCAGGAACACCUUCCUUUACACACAUUAUACAGCCGGGACACAGAAGUCCAGAUAACCUCACCCUGCAGUUCGUCACCAGCCCUCCAUAUAAACACAGAGCAAACAGUCUGUCAGAACUCUGGAACACAUGUGCCCUCCAACAGUCCCUCACCAUGCUCACAGCAGACUUUUGUGCCUUUAAAUAACUUUGAAUAGACUGAACCAGAAGCUCUGUGAAUGAGCUAAAGUCUGCCACUCGAAAUUAGAUUUUUGUGCCCUUUUUGCGAGAAUGGAGCAUUUCAAGCCUGGUCAUGGUCUUCAGGAUUGUGUAAUGAGUUCUGUAAUUCUGAGAGCUACAAACAUUGUGUAAACAUUAUUAACACUCUUGUGACUAUAGAACUAAGACCUAAAGAUGUGUGUGCUGUAUUUGCAAUCUCAAAUAAUACAGCAUUCAUAUGAUUUAAAUCAAUUAGCUGGAAAAGUAUUUGAACUGUAGCUGUAGCCUUCUCUCUGUUUUCUCUGAAGGACAUUCCACCUUACCGCCUUAGCUUUUGUUCAAUUACGUUGUCUUUUUAAGGGGUGUUUUAUAUACGUAAGGUCACUUAAAAUGCAUGUAUUUUAAAACUAUUUGAAUUAUUUAGCCUCACUGUUCUUCUCUCCAUCACUGUUGAGCAUGUCAUCUUGUGGAACAGUUUCAGACUUAUGGAGAUGACUCGUCAGGGCGAUUCAGUGUGCUGACUGACUGCGUGACAGGCUGGAUGACAGGCUGCAGGAUGCUUUGAAAAAGAGAGUCUGCUAUGAGUGUGACAUGAAUUUAAUUGAUAGUGUCAGAGAGCAGCUGGAUAUGAAAUACAGUCUGGUUUGUAUAUACUAAACAAGGAGAUCAGUAUAUGAUAGAAUAUGACUGAUUAAGUCAAUUACAGCUAUAAUUAUAAGAGCCAGCACUUACUAUGUGCUUCAUGUUAAAAUCCUUACCCAGAGCAUUCAGUUGUCUUUUGUAAAGGGAAAAUGUUCAUUAAAAUGUAUGUAAUAUACAUAUUGUAAAUACAUUUUUUUACAUUCAUAUGAACUCUGUUGGAAAUGGUAACAAACUUUUUGAAGUGUAAUCUGUUAUGUGUCUGAGAAGAUAUUAAUUCUAACUACUUCAAAUCAUGUCAAGUUUGGUUUUUACUGUAACUUCAGUUGUUUACAGUAGUACAAUGCACAGUGAAUGGUGCAACAUUUCUCUUGGGGAUUUAGGGGUUAUUUUUCUUCACCUUGGUUGAUAUCAGAAUGAACCACGACACCAGAUUGCAUAAU